AUGGGUGACGGUGACAAAUUGAAGCAACUCGCUAGCGAUCUCCUUUUGCCUGAGCUUGAACGACAGCUGGCCGCAGAACCUGAGCUCUGGCCUAAUGUCAAGGGCUUGUUUAUUAAUGUCAAACCUUUGAUCACUGACAAUGAAGAGUUGGCCAAGAGCUCAGCCAAAACCAAGGUCCGUGUUGUCAAGAUCCAGGUUGAAGAUGGUGACCUUGUGAACUUCAUUACGGGUGGUAUGACCGGUGUCAAGGCAUACAUGACCGGCAAGAUCAAGGUCCGUGGUGAUCUGAUGCUUGCACAGCGCUUGGAAGAAGUCUUUGAGAAGGCCGGUGGCAGACAGCGUGCCAUGGACUUCAUCAAAGAAAAUGAACAACUCCGAGCAUUGACAAGUGGCAAGGCAAAGCUGUAA
Messenger RNA from Zychaea mexicana, 408 nucleotides. RefSeq lists its product as uncharacterized. The transcript has 3 exons. The record is from RefSeq and is a predicted model, not a curated record. Lineage: Eukaryota; Fungi; Mucoromycota; Mucoromycetes; Mucorales; Lichtheimiaceae. The coding region runs from base 1 to 408 and encodes 135 amino acids.